Messenger RNA from Acanthopagrus latus (yellowfin seabream), 8832 nucleotides. RefSeq names its product PHD finger protein 21Ab (gene phf21ab). The transcript has 19 exons. Gene Ontology annotation, cellular component: histone deacetylase complex. Gene Ontology annotation, biological process: negative regulation of transcription by RNA polymerase II. The record is from RefSeq and is a predicted model, not a curated record. Gene Ontology annotation, molecular function: chromatin binding. The coding region runs from base 309 to 2915 and encodes 868 amino acids. NCBI's taxonomy places the organism in Eukaryota, Metazoa, Chordata, Actinopteri, Spariformes, Sparidae.
CCUUCCUCCAGCUCCGGGGCGCAGGGAUCUGUGCUGUGCUGAGGCUGAGCUGAAUGAGAUUGAAGAAGAGUUCUUCUUGUUUUGUAGCUUCAGUUUCUCUGUUUUUACACAAAUUUACUAAAACUAAAUAUAAAAUAGAGCAACAAAAUAAAGCUCUGUGGGAAGGAGUCAGCCGGACCGGUUCUAUGCUGUUAUUCCAUCGUGGAUCGGCUUCUUAUAGAUAUAUAUUUAAUUAAUCUAGAGGAGGACUGCUGCUGAGGCAGCGCUGAGGGGUGGAGUCCAGUCCCACAGCCAGGUGCGGCACUUUAAUGCUUCAGUUGGAUGGUUUUCCUACUGGAGACGGUGUUAAGGCUGAUCGAUCGGCUGGCAGACUGACUGGAUCCAUGAUGGAAUUACAGACGUUACAGGAGGCUCUGAAGGUGGAGAUCCAGAUCCAUCAGAAACUGGUUGCCCAGAUGAAGCAGGACCCUCAGAACGCAGAUCUGAAGAAGCAGCUCCACGAACUUCAAGCAAAGAUCACAGCGCUCAGUGAAAAACAGAAAAAGGUGGUGGAGCAGCUGAGGAAGGAGCUGUUGGUGAAGCAGGAGCCGGAGGCAAAGCUGCAGCUGCACGUCCAAACUCCUCCUGUAGGUGGCGACAUCAAGCCAGCCAACCUGCUGCAGAGCCAGCAGAUACCUGGAGGACUGCAGCAGACCCUGACAGUCACGCCGGUUCUCACCACGAAGACUCUACCUCUGGUGCUGAAAGCUGCCGCCACACCCGCCCUGCCCGGCUCUGUCCUGCCACAACGCCCGCCCACUGUUGCUAUGGUAACCACAGCUAUCACCAAACCCGACUCGCAGAACGCCCCCAUCAACCUGCAGGUGGCCAGCAAGCUGACCAAUCAGAGCUCGGAGCCUGUUCGACUGGUAUCCAAGAACGCCAUGGUGGUGCAGGCCACCACCACCACCGCCCAGCCAAUCAAAGUUCCUCAGUUUGUCCCUCCUCCUAGACUGACGCCUCGUCCCACCUUUCAGCCACAGGUCAGACCAAAACCGGCCACACCCACCAACGUCCCCAUCGCCCCGGCCCCUCCUCCGCCCAUGAUGGCGGCCCCCCAGCUGCUCCAGAGGCCCGUCAUGUUGGCAACCAAGCUGUCGUCCUCGCUGCCCUCAGCAGCUCCCAUUCACCAGGUCCGCAUCGUUAACGGACAGCCCUGCAGCAAGACCGGCUCCACCCCGCUGACGGGCAUCGUCAUCACCACGCCAGUCUCUGCUACCCCCACCCGCCUCGCCAGCCCCGCCCAGGCACCCAACCCCACCGCUAUCACCACACCUAUUCUUACUCAGCCAAUCCAGAUCAGCAGCCUGACCACUGAGCCCAAGCUGCUGUUGUCUCCUCCUCUCUCCUCCCAGCAGACUGUUAAAUCAGGAGGUGGAGCAGAGCUGAAGGCCGUUGUCAGCCUCCCCUCUUCCUCCACUCCUCCCUUGUCUCCUCCUCCCAGACCCAAGAAAGAGGAGAACCCAGAGAAACUGGCCUUCAUGGUGUCACUGGGCCUCGUAACACACGACCACUUGGAAGAAAUUCAGAGCAAAAGACAGGAGAGGAAGAGGAGAACAACGGCCAACCCGGUGUACAGCGGCGCUGUGUUUGAACCAGAGAGGAAAAAGAGUGCAGUGAGUUACCUGAACAGCCCUUUGCACCAGGGGACCAGGAAGAGAGGUCGCCCACCCAAAUACAGCAGCGUCCCGGAGCUGGGCAGCCUCACCCCGACCUCCCCCUCCAGCCCCGUCCAUCCCCUCCCCCUGCCCAGCCCCAGCUCUGGGGAUGGAGACAUCCAUGAGGAUUUCUGCACUGUGUGCAGACGCAGUGGCCAGUUGCUCAUGUGCGACACGUGUUCUCGUGUUUAUCACCUGGACUGCCUGGAUCCACCCCUGAAAACCAUUCCUAAAGGCAUGUGGAUCUGUCCAAAAUGUCAAGAUCAGAUCCUGAAAAAAGAAGAAGCCAUUCCCUGGCCUGGUACUCUGGCUAUUGUUCAUUCCUACAUUGCUUAUAAAGAAGCUAAAGAAGAGGAGAAACAGAAACUGAUGAAAUGGAGUUCUGAACUGAAACUGGAGCGAGAGCAGCUGGAACAAAGAGUCAAACAACUCAGCAACUCCAUAACGAAAUGCAUGGAGACCAAAAACACCAUCCUGGCUCGUCAGAAGGAGAUGCAGCUGUCCCUGGAAAAAGUCAAACACCUGAUUCGCCUCAUCCAAGCCUUCAAUUUCAACCAAGCGCUGGCAGAGACAGGGGGUAAGGCCAUCAGCCCCAGAGUCCAGGACAGUGCUGACACUGCACCAGAGGCCAGCACUGUGGAGAAGGUGACGGCCGGGAGCUCCUCAGCCAGCAGCAACACCGAUGGAAACGACAAACAGGAGGAGCAGGGAGCCGCAGGGAAUAACCAGACAACAGGAGCCGCGGGAGGAGACGACGACAGCCCGGCCGUCCUCGAGGACAGCCCAGUCCUCGCAGCAGAUAAGAGCCCCGAUGUAGGGGCCGGGGUUAAGGCAGAGCCCAGUGUCGGGGCAGCUGCCGGGGGAGGGGGUGACACAGGGACUGGUCUCCAGGCGGAGGCUGCUCCUAAACCUGAGACUGAGGCACCUCCAAUGGUUGACACUCCUGCUUCCUCAGUGGUCGUGACUGUCGCCACCACCAACGGAACAGCUGAGCUGGCCUGCGCCGAUCACAGCCCCGCAGGAGGCUGCGCCACCAACGCCACCACCAACUCUGAGAACAAGAUGGCUGCCGUCAACCCUCCAGAGACAGCGGUGGAGAAGAAACAGGAGGAGAUCUCUGACAGUGACGGCAGCAACAACAACAACAACAGCAAAACCUCAGAACCCUCCCAGCAUUCUUUGCCAGCUCUCGUCAGCAGUUUGGACAAUAAAAAGUAAUGCUAUGUCUCCUGAGUUGCGGGAAUUCAAACAUAUAUAUUAAAAAAAAGUAAGACUUUUGCUUGCACCGUGUGGUGCCCUGAAGUUGCCAACCUGUAUAAAUGUUGUUUGUUUGCAUUGUAUUGUCAGACUGUGUCAAUGGUAGAUAUACAGCCCAAGUCACAUGACUCUGGGAAGACGUAGGCUGCUCCACCCACAGAGCUGGGCUGCAGAAGGCCUGCGCACCAGUGUCAUCAUGCCAAUUAGUGAUAGACGUCAGUGGUGGGAAUGCUCAAAGGGAGAUUUAAUUCAUCAUCACACCAGUGUGUGCCUGUUUUAGUGGCCCCUGUGUUCUCUUGUGGGGGGGAGGUGGGAUCACAUGGGUUCGGAGAAAACUGAGAACAUGAAACCAAACAUCUGUCAGGGGUUACUGGUCUGAAAAGCAGUGUUGUGAUAGCGUAUGCGUACUGAAGAGAGAACCUGUUCAUCCCCUCGUCCCAACGGACUUAAUGUGAAAAACCUUUAACUUCUGCAGUCCCCCGACCCCGAUCUCCCCCAAACCUUCAGCAGUAAUUCUUACGUAUCUCAGCACACUGACCUCUAACCCUCCUCCAGUCUUAAACCCUGAUGUUUGUUUCAUCCCCAACAAACAACUUUGGCCAAAAACAACUCAAAUCUCUCCAGUCCCUCUUCAGAUAUAAAGUCCCAGAGGAUCAGUACACUUCAAACCACAUGGUCCUGCGCAGUAGGAACGCAUCUCGAGGCAAAAGUGUUUGAGCUGGUUAAAAAAGCCUGCCUUCAGAGUGAGGAUGUAAUUCAUCCUACAUUUAGAAUGUAGGACUGCGUCUCCUCUAACAAACUCACGGCAUUGCAUUUGUUUGUUCACAACUUUGACACGUCGAGCACUUUCUAACCAGCAUUCCAAACUUUCCAGUCAGCCAAUCAUCUGAACCGUCCUCAGACAACGAAGGAAUCAACCUUGGGGUCCAGCAGCAGUUACCUUCCCUCCUAACUGAAACCCACAUUUAUCUUCAGCAGUCCGAUGACUCAACAUAUCCUCCUCAUUACACCAAGUCUGGGCAAAGUGUCAUCCAACCAAAAGCAGCCUGGAAAUGUGGAGGGGCGCCAUUUUCAGUUUCUGUUUGAGGUGUACUGAUACCUUUUAAUGAUUGGCUCGUGUCCACAACGUUUUUUUUUUCCUGAGCGCCGGUGUCUUUGUUCGAUUAUUCCCAAAGAGGAGUGAGCGUCUGCUCCGAGCUCUUCAAGUUAACAUCUCUGGUCUUCAGAGAAGCUCUGGUGACGUCAGCGCAGCUCUUCUUCUUUCUGCGGGCCUCGGAAUGAUUAUAUUCACUGUAGGAUGAUGUCAGCGCCCACAUCCUCCCCGCUCUGAUGUCCAGAUGUGGAAUACAAAGUUGAGAGUAAACCACAAAGGAUCAGUGUUCAUCGUACAGCAGCGGUCCAAACCCUUCAUCUCAGAACUUUUCUGCCCCUGAAAGAACCACUGUGGACACGAGCCUAACCAGCCUGCGACUUAAAACAUGCUCAUUCAACAAAAACACAUCGACCAACAGCUUUCCCCAAACAUUCCCUCCUCUGUCCUCCAGCAACCCAGUGUGACCUCCCUAACCCAAGUACCAACCCGACCCGCCAGCAGUCCCAGCCCCCCCGGCUCUUGUACCCUGAGCUCAGGCAGAGAAUCCGCUGAGCGUCACGUUCAGCAGGAAUGAUGGAGGACGAGGUGGAACAGGCGCGGUAGCCUAACAGAUGUUUUCAGUGGUGUCGGUCAAGUGUAGUGAUUGAGUUUUCAUUCGUGAGUUAAGUGUGUCAACUGUGAGCACUAAAUGUGAAAUUGCAAUAUUGCAAUGUCAACACACACAAACUAUAUCUGGGCUGUGUUUCUUUUUUAUAGGAAAAGAUAUUCAGGUCUUCCUAGUCUUCAGAAUAAGUGCUUUCUGUUCCUGAACCUGCUGGACUGGCAUUAUCAACACAAAAGGAAUCCUCUUUUUGAAGUGGUGAUCUUUGGAUUCUGUACAUUUCUGUUGAAUCCUGAACUGCCAAAAUGAUGUUGUAUCCAAAUUCAGCAGGGACAAGUCCACUUACUGUUUCGAAAGAUCAAAUCAUUGGCGUUGUAAGAUAUAGAUUCGACCAUUUCAGAAAUUGGAAGUCCCCAGAUUGAGACAGGAGAGCUUAUUAAACAAUAACAUCACAGGAACUUUUAUUCCUUGAAACGGAGGAUUUGUCGUAUGAACCUGCUCCUUCAGACGGAUCUCAAAGGACAAUACCACAAAUCCUGAGAUUAAAGCACAAGCUUGCUGCAUCACAAAGAAGUGCUGAAGAGCUUUUUGUAUGUUAAUAUGGAAUUAAACAGAGUAUGCAUCUCUUUGUUGUGAUGUGACUUAUCCCCACAUUGCCAAUAUUUUUCUAGGAGGGAAUACAAACCUCUGUCUGACAUUUAGUCUGCUGUAGUUGAUAUUUUUGGGAAGGAAUCGCUGGGCUUGUGUCUCAGAAACCACUUCAUCCCCUCACAGUUAGAACGGUGCAUCUCUUUUCUUUCUGGAGCAUGUCUGGGCUGGAGUGUGAUGCUGUUAUUCGUUGGCUUGGUGGCUGUCAGUUCGGGUCUGUCUUUGUCUGGUGAACUGAUCAUGACUUCUGGCUUCUUGUUGGGUACGGGGCAUUAACAAACUCUGGUCUGUUCAUUAACGGUGCCUCUGGUUGUGCUGCAAUGUUUUACUUUCUUUUUUUGCAAUUUUCAAGUGUUUUUAACUUAAAUUGUCCAAACACGUAUUCAACCCUGAGACGCUCUGGAGGUUUGUGUUGAAGGUGUUCAAGUGUCAACUCUUUAACCUGGAGGGUUUUCAUCUAAAAGUGAUCUGAAAAUGAUUUUAUUUUCUCUUUUCUGUCUGUUCACGGGAGAUUUGUAGCCAUGCUAGCAGCAUGACUCUAAAAAUGACAGUGUCCGCCUGGCAGUCGAUCCACCGGACUGAAAUAUCUCAACAACUUUAAGAGGAAUGCUCUAAAAUGUUGUUCAGAGGUUGACGUUCUCAUUUUCAUAUGUUGCCACUAUGAGGUUCCAUUUUUUGGCUUUUAGUGAACAACCUCAACAACUGUUGGAUGGAACUGACAACAACAUGUUGAUGUGUUCAAUACUUUAUGACCUUUUAACACCUGCAGAACUGAAGACGCUCACUCUGUUUGCAUCUGAUCGGUUAAUGUUAGCAUGCUAACACGCUGGACCAAGAUGGUGACCAUGGUGGAGACUACACCUGCUCAACAUCAGCAUGUUAGCAUGUUGGUGUUAGCAUAUAGCUGAGCUGAACAGAGCUGCUAGCAUGGCUGUAGGCUGGUUGUCUGCUCACAUCCUGAUGAGACAGGUGAUUUUAUCGCUGUGUGCACAGACCUGCAGUGACGUCCUGUGUCAGCAGCACUCAGGUGCACAUGAUGGUGGGUGUGAAUACGUGGUUGGGUCACAUACAAUAAGCUGGUACAGGUGUCUUUUGUUUUCAUAUCAUAUGGAGUCAAACUGAAUCAACAUAUCUGACACAACACCUAAUUUUCUGACAUCAGCUGUACAAACUGCCUUCAUUCAGAGGAUCCCAGAAAAAGUAAUCAGAGAAAAUCUCUGCAACAUGUCCACGUUUGGCCGCAGUGUUGUCUGAUCAAUGUUUUUUGUCUGUUCUUAAGAGUUUAGCCAUUCGAACAUGGAAGGAAAAGACUGAAAUUCUACCACAAAAUGGCAACUAAGAUCUCCCCAAUCCCUCAUGAAUUCCAUUAGCUGUGUGUUUAGUUCUUCGUUGGCGUUACUCGGGUGGAUGUUCUUCUGCUUUCAGCGUAUUAGCCCGUGUUCACUCGUGGAUCGAGCAGAGUAGUCAUCCAGUCGCUUCACUCAACCAGUUUUACUUUGAACGAGCCCGAACUUGUGUUCCAGACAACCUGGACCUUUCCCUCUGUACAGUAGGUACCUCGAGUGCCUUUCUUCAAACAGCAGAUAAUAUUUGUCUCUUGACUUGCACUGUGACUUGUAGAACCUUACUAACCCUCCAGAUAAUCCUCCCACCCCACCUGCCCUCCUCCGUCUGGUCUGUCUCAUCCCACCAAGCUCCCCGAAACUCUGGAGCACAACCGGUCCCUCCACCUCAGGCUGCCAGUAGUCAAUGCAAGUGGAAUUUACAUUUCCUAUUAUGCCAUUUAGAUUGACCAGCUAGUGUUUUGUUGUUGUUAUAUAGGAGCUGCCUUAAAUGUGUUUUAUUUUCCUUUUUACGUGAUUUAACUUUUACAUUAAGAAAAAAAAGAUCACUGCAGACGCUGGCGGAGCUCUGAGGUCGCUGUGGUCAAUAAGAUGCUCCAAAGAGGGAUUGUUGAUGAUGGGAUGUCGCUCGGUGUGACAGCCAGUUGUUUUGUGAUGCACUUUUGGUUCGACCAGUAUUAUUAUCAGAGUGUAGAAAUGUCAGCAACACGAAUCGCAGUCACGAUUCUCCCUCCAGAUCUGAGUUCCUGAGCGGUGUGUUAGUCCCGGAGCUCUUUUGUUUUCCUUUGACUUGUUCAUCAUUCCCUCCAUGCUGUGGUUCUUCUUCUUGUGUUUUGGAGGAGGGAUGAGUUUGCUAAAUCAGGUCAUGUGAGCCGGAGCCUGUGUGCAUUUGGAAUGAACAAACGAACCUGCACCCUGACGGGCAGACUUAGACCCAAUUAGCAACAUCUGUCCACUCAGUCUGGUGGAACGCAUGCCUUCUUAUGCAAAUUUUUAUACAAGAUUUGUCAAACCUUUUUAAUAUGCAUUUGCUUUUGUUUUUUAAGUUUUUAUGUGAAACUCAAGUCACCUUUUUAUUCUUUGAACAUUCUGGCACCCUGAUGCCAAGCGUGUGCGGUGUAGGUGUUAAACAGUGCGGUAGCCAUCGGGAAACAUUUCUUCCUGACAUCAUGUUUUACGGACGGAGCUGCGACGGUUUUGGCUCCUUAGUUUAGAUUUUAGUUUGAACUUGGCUAAUGCACCAUGCUGAAUGUUAGGAUCCCAGCAGGGCUGUGGGGCGGGGGGGCACAAUCAAGUCUUAACGUCUCAGUUGUGUCAUUGUUGAGAAAAGUCCUCAGUUUCUACUUAGUGAAGCUCUCAAAGUGAAAUUAUCCAAAGAACACUGCAGUUGUGCAUUUGUGUUUGGAAGCCUUCGUGUAGUUGGUGCAUAUCAUCUGGAAACUAAUUGUUGCAUCAGCAUCGUGUGCAUUCACCAAGCUGGAGGAGGACCGCGGCCCAGAGCGGCUCAGUUUGUAUUCCAGUAAGUCUUUUAUGCAUUCAGGAUGUUCGUCUCCAGUUCCCUCCGCGCUGAAGUGCUUCAGUCCAACUCGAGUCGCUUCAGUUUUUACUUUAAAACGAUCAAGUCAUGAUUGUGGCCUUCUAGUAUUUUGUCGAUACAUGACAUCAACCCGUUGUUACCGCUCACCAUCCAUCCUGUCCGGACCCAACUGUACACCUGAAGCUUCUUACCUCAUCCACAGCUAAUUCCAUUGGGGGUGUGUUGAGUGCAAAAUAAAAGAAAAAAAGAGAAUUAAAAAAUAAAAGAAGUCUUUUUUUAUCUUCCAUUUGGUGAGAUGCAUUGUAGCGAUAUGAAUAAAGAAAAAGUUCACCUGGUGUGCUGAAUAAUGUGUAAAUUGGUAAUUACACAAUCUGAAUAUUUGUAUAAUUGUUUGUAUUUUUUCAUAAUGAUUUUGGAAAGGAAUGUGUUUAUUUUUUUGACUUCUGUUCCAGAUGUGUCUUCUGUUGGCCUGACAUUGUGACUGGUCUGGUGGGAUUCUUACCUCUGUAUUGAGCCUCUUCUGUGAUGAAUUCUUUGUAUGCAGUGUUUAGGAAAUACUGUAGGGAACAUGGGGAGGAGUUGAUAUUAGGAGCAUUUGAUCAAUUUGUAUUUAUUUAUUUUAUCAUUUUGUUAAUAAAUUGUGAAAAGCAGCGUUU